Molecule: messenger RNA, 936 nt
Organism: Parascedosporium putredinis
Lineage: Eukaryota; Fungi; Ascomycota; Sordariomycetes; Microascales; Microascaceae
Source: the annotation of a GenBank genome assembly
AUGGUCGCCACCAAGGUCUCCGCCAUCCUCGGCGCUCUCGCCUCCGCCGCCACCGUCUCCGCCCACGGCUACGUCUCGCACAUCAUCGUCGACGGCGUCCAGUACCCCGGCUACAACCCCACCACCCACCCCUACAUGAGCAACCCUCCCACCGUUGUCGGCUGGUCCGCCGACCAGCUCGACCUCGGCUUCGUCCGGCGCCCCGCCAAGGGCCACGCCCAGGUCAAGGCCGGCGCCAUCAUCACCUUCCAGUGGACCACCUGGCCCGAGAGCCACCACGGCCCCAUCAUCGACCACCUCGCCGCCUGCAACGGCCCCUGCGAGAACGUCAAGAAGGAGGACCUCCGCUUCUUCAAGAUUGACGGCUUGGGCCUCAUCACCCCCGGCGCCGCCGGCUACUACGCCGCCAACAAGCUCAUGGACAACCAGGACCGCUGGGUCCUCCGCAUCCCCUCCAACAUCAAGCCCGGCAACUACGUCCUCCGCCACGAGAUCAUUGCCCUCCACGGCUCCAACUCGUACGACGGCACCCAGAGCUACCCUCAGUGCUUCAACCUCGAGAUCACCGGCUCCGGUACCGACGUCUUCCCCGGCGUCCCCGGCACCGAGCUCUACGGCGACAGGGAUCCCGGUAUCCUCAUCAACACCUACAACAACAGCCUCCUCGACUACCCCGUCCCCGGCGGCGCCAUCGUGAACGGCGGCGUCUCCUCCAUCGCCCAGAACGCCCAGGUCGCCACCUCCACCGGCACCCCCACCCCGCUAGCGGAGCCACCUCCCCUACCUCCACCGCCGCGGGCGCUUCCUCCAGCACCACCUCGCGCGCCACACCCCUAUGGCCAGUGCGGCGGUAACGGAUGGACCGGUCCCACCACUUGCGCCAACGGUGUCAAGUGCACGUGGCUCAACGACUGGUACUCCCAGUGCACUCCUUAA